UUUCUAUAAAAAAUAAAUAAACAUAUGUCGAUUACAUCUAUCAUUCCUUCUGAGAACAAACACGCUAAACAGACAAGAGAGAAAUUAGCCUAUUUGAAGAAACUGACGUCUUCUCUGGAUGACUGGGAUUUAAAUCAAGAACAAGAAAACGUCAAGCUGUACACGCAACAAAAGAAUACGAAUACGCCUCUUUUGGUGCGUGGCGAUACUGUCUUAUCAGAUUUGCCGCCUGGUUGUACUCCUUUGACAGUUGCUACUGUGGCUACGUUGCCCGGGUGCCGAAAGAUAUGGGACGAUAAAUAUGAUCGGUCAGAAAUAAAAGAGUAUUAUACACGCUAUGAAUCCUUGUUUUGGGUAAAACUUAAAGCUCCAUGGCCUAUCAGUCCUCGCGAUUUUGCAGCAACUUCAAUACGAGAUGUGACACCCUCCCAGGUGUAUUGUUCCAUUACCUCUGUCAAAGAUGAAGCCAUUCCGGAUACUUCUGGCUCAGUUCGAGGCGAACUUUAUAUUUCUGGCUGGAAAAUAUGUCAAGAAGAUGACGGGAACAUUAGUAUCACCUAUGUAAAUCAAGUGGAUUUAGCCGGUUCCUUGCCCUGGUCGUUUAUCAAAAAGAUGCUUAUCCAGAGUGCACUGUGUGCUGGUAAAGUCCGAAAUUACCUCACUCAGCAUGGGUUUCCACCUACCACCACCAAACUGAUGGGGAAAAUCGUAUUUCUCGGAGAAGAGUUUGACCAUGAUGCCAAAAAGUAUAGCCUUGAUUUGGAAACCACAGGUGAUGAUAAUCAAAUCGAAAUUUUAUGCUCUUGUCGUAUGUAUCCUGAAGGCAUUCAGACGCUAAUGAUGCAUGGGCAAGCUGAUAUUAAUCAAGAGCAAGAUGAGCAUGAAAACUAUCGCCUUAUUUUAAAAAAUGUACAGGGCCAUCAUAUUCAGGUAGUGAUUACAAAGAAAUAAAAAAACUGAUAUCACAAAGACGACAUGAUGUG
This is a messenger RNA of Gilbertella persicaria, 983 nucleotides long. RefSeq lists its product as uncharacterized. The transcript has 4 exons. The record is from RefSeq and is a predicted model, not a curated record. Bases 25 to 951 code for a protein of 308 amino acids. Gene Ontology annotation, molecular function: lipid binding. NCBI's taxonomy places the organism in Eukaryota, Fungi, Mucoromycota, Mucoromycetes, Mucorales, Choanephoraceae.